ACAAAAAAAAAAACUCGUCAACCAAAAAUUUUUAACUAGUCUUUGUCAAUAGAUCAUAAGAUCACGACUCGACGUUGCUAGUGCUAAAUUUAAUAUUAAAAAAAUUGGGAGGGAAAGUGUUGUAAUUUUCGGCGAAUAAUGGCGCGGUGGUGGUGGAAAUCAGCGGUGGUUGUAGCAAUAACCGCCUUAUUAAUAAGAUCCUACGGCGGCGGCGGAGAAUUAAUCGGAAUUGGAUUUGAUAAAGAAUCAUUCAUGAAAUGGAUGAGAGAUUUAUCUGAUAAAUUAGGGAUUUGGGCGAUUCCUCUUUACAUUUCAAUUCACACUAUUUCCAUUGCUCUUUGUUUACCUUCUGCUAUUUUCCUUGAAACUGCUGCUUCUCUUCUCUUCGGUUUCUUACCUUCUGUUCUCUGUGUUUUCUCCGCUAAGAUCCUCGCCGCUUCUCUCUCUUUCUCCAUUGGCAGGUUAAUAUUCAGGAAUUCAAGCUCAGCAAUGGAUUGGGCACGAAGGAACAAAUAUUUUAAAAUCCUUUCCAACGGAGUUGCGCGUGAUGGUUGGAAGUUUGUUCUUCUUGCCCGCUUCUCACCCGUGCCUUCAUAUAUCAUUAACUAUACCUUAGCUGCUACCGAAGUUAGGUUCUUUUUGGAUUUUCUUCUUCCCACCAUUGUCGGAUGCGUCCCCAUGAUCUUGCAGAAUACAUCUAUUGGAAGCCUUGCCGGUGCAGCUGUUGCUUCAGCAUCCGGCACUAAGAAAUCUCAAUUUUGGUCCUACUUUUUCCCCAUAGUUGGUAUUUUAUCUAGUGUACUUAUUUCUUUAAGAAUUAAAAAGUAUUCAUCCCAAAUUUCAGUACCGGAAAUCUCUUCGGACAAAGAUAACACUGACAAAGAUAACAUCGUUGAAUCAAAACAGCAAAAGUAAAAUUGUCUAGUACUGAAGAGACUGUAUCUUUUAUAAGCAAAUGUUAGAAUGUUAGUAAAUUGGUGGAUGGUUAGUACUCAUUAACGGUCCUUCAGUUUACCAAUCGAACUCUCUGUUUGUGACAAUAGUGAAGAGACUUCAAUUUUUGUAUAAUUGUCAAAUUUGUUGUUGUUAGUAUUAACAUUUACAGUAUAUGAUUUUAAUUCCUA
This is a messenger RNA of Trifolium pratense (red clover), 1124 nucleotides long. RefSeq lists its product as uncharacterized. The transcript has 2 exons. The record is from RefSeq and is a predicted model, not a curated record. Gene Ontology annotation, cellular component: membrane. Bases 139 to 915 code for a protein of 258 amino acids. Lineage: Eukaryota; Viridiplantae; Streptophyta; Magnoliopsida; Fabales; Fabaceae.